UAUUGAUCAUUCCUUUUGACUUUUUGACGGAACGAUAUAACCCUUCGGCGGAUUUUUAAAUGCGACACCAAUAUAUAUUACUAGGAAUCAGCGGAGAAUUUCUGGAGGUGUUAACUCUUCGGAAAUAAAAACGCACGUUUGAGAUCGUUACUGGCGUUCCAAGAUGAGCAGAAAGUUUACGGACAGCGAGAUCCGUGCCUAUUCCAAAAACAGGUACGAAGAGAAGGUGUUGCGUGUAAAGAUUGAUAAGCUUAAGGAUGACAUGGGGUUGUUCCACGACAGUUCUGCUAAACAACGCCAGAAUCUGGUGGACGAGUGCCGUGAAAUACGCAUGACAACCGGCGGUAGUCCGGUUCCUAGAUAUUGUAUCACGGACGUUGAAUUUGAUCUGGCCAGUCGCAUUCAACGCCCUUGGGCAUACAGCGUCAUGGAAACCACGUACAACGUCGCAUACAAGGACGCUGUCAUACCCGUACCAAAGAGGCGGCGUGGCCGACGACCCGCGUCAUCGGCGUUCCAAACCCCAUCUCCUAGAUCAUCAUCGGUCCGAACACCGAAAUCCGUGACGUCUAUGGCGACUAACCAGUCGAAAAGCACUCGUCGCACCGCGUCAUCGAAAAGUAACUUAUUUUCUAAAAAAAAUCAUUUACCAAACAUUUCUGACAGCACGAGCACAGGCUGUGUCGCAGAUCAGCAGGUAAAAAAAGUUAUAAGUCCUCUUCCGUUAAAAGCAGAACAAGUUGGAUCUAAAGACAACGCUGAGAUUAAACGAGUAACUGAGUCAGAGGAAAGCGAAGGUUACGUUAAAGGCGGCGCUGAUGCUGUGCAAGAGAUAAGUAUAAAGAUUACUCAAGUAACUCCAGUAAUUUGUGAUGAAAAUGAAGGCUUUGACACAAUAGAUGGCAACAAACUCAUGGACACAUUUGAUGAAACUAUUAAUCCGAAUAAUUUAUUCAUCAAGGCAGUUAGACCGGAAUCAAGAAUGUUUACAGCACCGUUAACAUUGAAAUCGGCAUACGAAAUAAAUUCCAAAGACUAUCAGGAAGCACAGAGGAGACGAGAAAUCAGCAGAUCAAGGUCGAGGGUGAAUUUUUCUUCACCAGUUCAUGCAUCAAAAGACCAAAGCCCGAAAGAGAAACCAGUCUCACCAGAACGGUUAGCUAGCGCUUCAGUGCGUGUUGUUAACGAAAUAAAUGAAAGUAACACGGGACUAGAAAAAACGAACAAUGGAUCUUCAGAAAGUCAAAGAUCUCAGAAAGCGCAUUUGUUAACCCUCGACCCCGAAACAAUGCAAGAUAUUAGCGUUCGAAGCAUUGGAAAUAUUACAUACAAAGGAAAGCUACUAAGAAAUUACAUUCGGCCUGAGGAAAGAUACAAAAUAGAUCCGAUUGUUAUUAAAAGAAGACAAAACAAGAUGGAUAAACUUGCCAUGGAGAGUGUCUCAUUUCUGAAGAAGGUUAACCACGAGAAUACCAAGGUAGACAUUGCUUUCCCUAGGUCUGAACGGAAACGUAUUCUAAUCAAACUAGUUGCUGCCAAUAAUUCAGGGAAAGGUCAAAAGGUGGCAGGUGAUGACGGAGAAAUCAUUCAACAGAAGAUUGAAUAUUUCAUGGCGUCAAUAUCGGACUAUAUAAGGAAACAGCAACUUGAACGUGAAAAAAUGUGUUAAUUAUAUUAAAUAAUAUAUUGAAAAUUAUAACGCGCAAUCUGAUAAUUGACAUUCGAGAUAAUGUCAGUAUAAAAGACGUUAUCUGAAUAGCAUAACUGAUAUAUAAUAUAAAAUAUAAAAUGAACAAAGCAGCAUUGUUCAAAUUAAUUCAACAUUUGGAGAUGAAAUAAAGAUCAAUAAAGUCUCUUGUACAAGCUUAAGUGUGUACAAAUAGAACGUUUUAUUGUUGUAGAAAUAACAUUCAUACGCGUAAGGAGCAAAUUGUGAAGACUAUUGUUAAUGGUAUGAUUUUUCCACAUUAAGUAAUACACAUGUAUUAAAAUGCAAGAAUAUAUUUAAUUAAUCAAAUUUAUAUAUAUCUAUAUAUACGAUAACAGAUAUAAAUUGUGAACUUAAAUGUAUGUUACAUUUUACAUGUAUCAUAUAUUAAAGAUGAGUCGUUGCACACGGUUUCGUAAAUGUAUGUAAAGUAUCGUUUUCUAUUUGAUCAUUAAACAAUUCGUAUCAGAAAGGUCGUAUACGACUGUAAUAUACAUACAAUUUUAUUGGUUACUUUCUAAAAUGCCGUGGCUUUAAGUCGUUGA
This is a messenger RNA of Dreissena polymorpha, 2253 nucleotides long. RefSeq lists its product as uncharacterized. The record is from RefSeq and is a predicted model, not a curated record. The coding region runs from base 164 to 1669 and encodes 501 amino acids. The transcript is spliced from 2 exons. Lineage: Eukaryota; Metazoa; Mollusca; Bivalvia; Myida; Dreissenidae.